Molecule: messenger RNA, 1278 nt
Organism: Myotis brandtii (Brandt's bat)
Lineage: Eukaryota; Metazoa; Chordata; Mammalia; Chiroptera; Vespertilionidae
Gene: FAM187B
Product: family with sequence similarity 187, member B
Exons: 2
Coding region: 6-1118 (370 amino acids)
Source: RefSeq, a predicted model, not a curated record
CCACCAUGAUGACCACCCCGUGGCUGCUGCUCAGCUUUGCUGUCCCACUGCUGGGUUUCUAUGUUCCCAUCAGCUGUCCCCAUAGCAAGCGAUGCCAACGAGCCCUACUUUCCAACAAUGAUGUCUCUCUGUACUGCAACGCCUCUGGGGCACAGUGGUACUACUACUUCCUACAAGAUGGGACCAACUGGUCCAUCCACCCCCUCAGUGUUUCAAACAUAGAAGCAAUGUCUGAAGGCAGCAUUCUCAUUAGAAGUCCAUUGCCAUCCCAGACGGGUUUAUACAGCUGUCGGGACAAGAAAGACAUCCAAGUGGUGCAGUAUGAGAUUGACUUCCAGGACAUUAGCACCCUGCACAUUACACACAGAGACCUGGGCCAGAAGCCUUUGCAGAAUGAGACCCUGAGUCUGGGCAGCAAGGAGAUCAUCUUCACCCACUGGGAGCCCUGGCAGGACUGUAACCGCUGUGGCGAGCCCGGUGAGCACAAACGCCUGGGGUAUUGCUACAUCCAGGAGCCUCUGGGGAACUCCGUCCCCUGCUUGCUCUACCUGGGAAAUGCUAGGCUGUGGUCCAGCCGCAUGCGACCUGAGAUGCAGAUAGAAGCCUGCCAUGUCCAGUGUGAAACAUCAAAUACGAAGAACAUUGCUUUUGACAUUGCUUUUGACAACUUCGAGCUCAGUGAGGAGUCAGGAUCUGCAUGGCUCACCUGCUUCUUAGGAUCCAUCUAUAGGCCCAUCAUCUGGGAAGCCAACAGCAAGUCCCUGACCUGGCAGGGCCAGCUCUCCGGCCAGGACCUGAGCACCGUCCUGGACCCCGCCACUGGGGGCAGGCGGCUGCAGGUCUUCCGGCCAGCCAUUUACAAGUGCUUUGUGCACCAGGAGCUCGUGGCUCGAUUCAACCCCAGGCCCCAUGUGGAUACGAUGGAGGUUCUGCAGAGAGAGAAAGCUAGACAACAGCAAGAGGCAGGAGAGACCUGGAAGGGGAAGACCAGCUAUUCCCUCCUCAAGGGCCUGAAGCUGCUGCUGGUGGGCACCAUGCUGAGCCUGCUCGGGAUGCUGCUCAAGCUCUUCUGCCCUUUACGGAGUAAAAGAAGAAAACAGGUGCUUCUGGUGAAAUAAAGUGAGCCUGCAGUGCUCAGGAGACCUGGCCUCCUGUGCCUUCGUCACCUCAACUGUCCUUUCCCCAGCCUCUGCCCUGUGCCUGCCCCACACCACACUCCGAAGGCAUAAGGGCCAAAUACCCGUGGCCACAGCUAAGAGUGACUGCACUCUUCCCUGC